Molecule: messenger RNA, 1161 nt
Organism: Truncatella angustata
Lineage: Eukaryota; Fungi; Ascomycota; Sordariomycetes; Amphisphaeriales; Sporocadaceae
Product: cation efflux family-domain-containing protein
Exons: 2
Coding region: 1-1161 (386 amino acids)
Biological process (GO): monoatomic cation transport; transmembrane transport
Cellular component (GO): membrane
Molecular function (GO): monoatomic cation transmembrane transporter activity
Source: RefSeq, a predicted model, not a curated record
AUGAGCACGACGCAGACCCGCAGCCACGGCGGCCACGGUCACCACCACCAUCACGACAACAGCUAUCUGACUUCGCAGAACAAGAACGAUGCAGGUGUUCGCAUCACUCGGCUGGGCCUCUAUUCUAACCUUGGCAUGGCAAUUGCCAAGGGCAUUGGCGGCUAUGUCUUCAACUCCAAGGCAAUGGUGGCAGAUGCCAUUCACAGCGUCACUGAUCUUGCGUCCGACAUCCUCACCCUGGCAACACUCUCCUUCAGCUUGAAGCCUCCCACGGAUAAGUACCCGACCGGGUUCGGCAAGAUCGAGAGCCUGGGUUCGCUUGGAGUCUCCGGCAUGCUUCUAAUUGGUGGAGUCUGGAUGGGCUACGGCAGCUUGUUGACUCUCUACGGCCACUUCUUCCUGGAUCCUGCUGCAGCUGCAGAGUUGAUGGAGCACGCCCAUUCCCACGCACACGGUCACGACCACGGCAGCACCGACAUUGUCCCCAGCCUGCACGCCGCUUGGCUCGCUGCAGGAACCGUCGCGAUCAAGGAAUGGCUAUACCAUGCUACCAUGAAGGUCGCCAAAGAGCGCAAGUCUUCUGUCCUCGCAUCCAACGCCGUCCACCACCGAAUCGAUAGUCUUACCGGCAUUGUUACGCUCGCCGUCAUCCUCGGUGCAAACAUUGUUGAGAACGCAGCAUGGCUGGAUCCCGUCGGCGGCUUCCUCAUCUCGCUUAUGGUGGUCAAGGCUGGAGCUGAGAACACAAUCUCCGCCCUUUCUGAACUGGCCGACAAGGGCAUCGACGACGAAGUCAAGACUUCGGUCCGCAAGCACCUGCGCACUACGUUUGCCGAUAUUCCCGAGGGCCACCAGAUCGAGCUACGAGAUGUCUCUGGUGUCAAGUCCGGUCAGAACUACUUGGUCGACGUCGAAGUUGCUGUGCCCAACGCCUGGACUGUUGAACGAGCUAGAAGCAUCGAAGAACAAAUCCGCACCCGCGUUGGUAGCAAGGUCCGCGGCACUCGUAGAGUCCGCGUGCGCUUCGUGCCGAGUGCUGCUGCCGUUGCGCCCAAGUUUGACGAGUUCAUCCCGGGCGAUGUCAGCCCGCAGUCUAGCCCUGAGCCCGAAGGCCACGACCACGACCACGACCACGGUAAUGGACACAACAAGUCCCACUAA